Molecule: messenger RNA, 3193 nt
Organism: Paramormyrops kingsleyae
Lineage: Eukaryota; Metazoa; Chordata; Actinopteri; Osteoglossiformes; Mormyridae
Product: mucin-like protein
Cellular component (GO): membrane
Molecular function (GO): calcium ion binding; ErbB-2 class receptor binding
Source: RefSeq, a predicted model, not a curated record
GCAGAGAUAGAUGUACUGGAGAUCGAUGGGCGGCCCAGCAAGGUCCCUGCCGUGGUGCGCUUGGCCGCGUUCCACCAGGGCAUCGGCAAGGUGGAGUGGCGGUCGGGUGCAUCGGGGGAGGGUCUCGCAGUUCUGGUAGAUGACUUGGAUGUUCCAGUCAAAGCUGGUGUAGUUCAUGCGGUUAGAGAAGGCUUUGCAGUGCGCUGCCCUUCCCUGGAGCAGUGCAUUGCAGUGUAUGCUGGUGGACUGCAUGUGGCAGUGUGGCGGGGGACCGGAAACAGCAUGGGAGCCCUGGUGGAUGUCCCACAGCGCUUCUUCCAACGCACGGUGGGGCUGCUCGGCCUCUGGAGCUCCAGUCGCACCGAUGACUUCCUGCUGUCGAGCGGCCGGACGCUGCCCUGGUCCAGGGGCAGCUUGCCAUUGGAGGAGGCCCUACACAGCUUUGGCCUGUCCUGGACUGUGCCAGUUCCAGAGAGUCUUUUGCACUCUGGCCCGCCCUCCAAACUGUUGGAACCAAUCACAACAGCAGAGCUAAUGUCAGUCAAUCCAGUUAUUCUGGAUGACCUGAAGAAAAAAUGUAAAGGUAGCAUGCAGUGCGUCCAUGAUAUCCUGGCCACCGACAACACCAAAAUGGGCCUUCAGAGUCUGGCCAAUGAGGAGAGGUAUCACAACCUGGCCCUUAUUUUUGGAAACAUGCCCCCCAUCGUGACCAAUCCCACGGUGAUCCAGGUCCAGGUCAACUUCACAUUCCGAGUCCAAUUCACCGCCCAGGACCCCAACAAUGACUCAGUCAGCUUCUCCCUGCUCUUCCCUCGCCCCCCGCUGGCCUCGAUCGGAAGUGGAAAUGGGAUUCUCAUGUGGAUGCCACUAAAUGCCCAGCCUGUGACACUCACGAUCAUGGUGACCGACCAGCAGUUCAGCUCCCUGCUCACCCCCGUGAUCCAGCUGUGCAGCUGUUUGAACGGGGGAACCUGCCAGUAUGGCAGUAUUGCAGAGAACCACCUGCAAGGCAAGUUCCAGGUGGUGGGCUGUCUGUGUCCGAAGGGCUUCACCGGGCCUUUCUGUGGGCACGCCGCUGAUGCCUGCAAGGGCCGGCCCUGCUUCCCGGGAGUGACCUGCAAGGCCCAGCGGGAUAACUUCACAUGCGGGGAGUGCCCCCCACACACUGCCCACCAGCGAAUGGGGGGCUACAAGUGCUUUGAGAAUGACGUCUGCCUCCCUCCUUUCCCCUUCCCGUGCCACAGCAUGGCGCACUGCACCAGCACUGGAUACGACUUCACCUGCAAGUGCAAGCCCGGCUUCACUGGGAACGGACACAACUGCACAGAUAUAAAUGAGUGCAUGGAUCCGUCUGCCUGUCCCAAUGCCAAGUUUGAGUGCGUCAACACACUAGGCUCAGUGCAGUGCUCCUGCCGUUACAGGAGCACCGAGGAGUCGGACGGCUGCGGUGACUCUGCUAAUCCCCCAGGGUUUAACAUCUUUAAUGUUUCCAUGCAAUGGAACAAUCCAGGCAACGAGAAGAAUGGCCUACAGAAGCUCCAGCGAAUACUGUCGAUGGGAUUCCAGAACAAGUUCUAUAGCGCAGCUGAGAAGAAGGUGGGCCAUGGAGGCCAGGCACACAGCGAGUACCGCAUCAACGUGUCGAGCGACACGCCGCACUGGUACGUGCGGGAUUACCUGACGCGUGUAAGCCGGCACUACCGCAUCCAGGCGGCACAUGUUGGAGACCUGGACGAGUGCGUCACCAAGGAGGCGGCGUGCCAAGCGCCGGCUCUGUGCGCCAACACCUACGGAGGGUACAGGUGUGUCUGCAAUGGCACCAUGGAUGUGGUGGAAUCCCAGUCCUGCAUAUUAGGUGAGGGGGGGGGGGGGUUCCACGCAGUGCAGUCUUCCCAGGACCGGCCCCGGAUGUCCAAGCACAUCUGUCGCUUCAUGCCUUUGUAUCCAGCUUCAGAUAACGGUGCGGUCAACAGGACCGGCGAAUCAGAGUCCCAGUCUCUGGAGGAUCAGAAGUCUUUGAUCCUGGGCCUGGUGCUGGGCAUCGGCAUUCCACUCCUGCUGCUGCUCCUCCUGGCCGCCCUGGCCUGCUUCUGCUGCUCGCACAAGAAAACCGUCAUAGGAGAAAUUCCCCACAUCGUACCAGAGUACAGCCUGGGCCAGUACAAUCUCCCUCCCUUCAACUACCUGGACCCAGCAUUACACUACAGAAGUCACAGCAGCCCUCGUGUCAUAGACGGCAUCACAGUCAGCGAUUGCUACCGGUAGCGAGAGUUUGGUUACUCGAAACGAGCCUGAACCCAACCAUCCACUGCAUAUGAAUGCUGAGCAGAAUCAAUGCUGUAUUUAUGUCUGCUGAUUGCUGAUUGGACUGACAAGUAUUUGAAACCAUCAUAAAUUGUCAUAAUGACAACUACGUGUCGUGUUACAAUCAGAUUAAAACCGGAAAUUAAACAAAAACAGUCAAAUAUCCGGAGAACUGAUGAUGGGGAUGGAAAAAAAUAUACCAGUAUUGUUGAAAAGAAAAGCUAUAUGGACAGUUUUUUGCUACAAUGUACAGCAAUAAACAUCAUUUACAACCUGAGAGAACAUAUGAAGGAAUUUCAGAAUAUAUAAUAAAAGAUAAGCAACAGGGCCUCCUACUCUCACCUUCAUUUAAGCACUGUUACUCCUCCCAGAUUCAGCUACGGCUGGAAAGUCUAUAGGGCACCAGAUUCAUAAAGUAAAACAUGCGCCACCAUUGUCAGCCUGCAGUACCUGUACACACCACUUGGUGUCAGGAGCAGGCAACCUAUGGCAGGACCAGCCUUACAAAGGCCCACGUGACUCAGUAGCACACCAUUGCUGUUUUUAAGAUCAUUGCUGCAAAGAAGAACCUCACAAGUGUCCCCAAACCAUCCCAGGCUUGAGGUUCAAAGACGGCAUGAAACGCUCAUGUCUCCUUCACUGUUCUUCUCCCCUAUGUUGCUCUCUGUCAGUCUUAAUCAGUUGUGCAUAUGUUUCAAAUAGCAAUUAAGGAAAUAUCGGUGUAAUUGUGAGCUCUGAAUGAGGCUGGCGCUGCGUCAGGGAAGUGGUUGGUCGUCCUUGAUUAAGGCCUCAUUUGUCAGAGAACUCCGCAUUUGCGGCUCUGCGUGUGUCUGGCGAAGAGCGUCUGGCUUUUACCCUGCAGCACCAAGACAUUUAGGCGAUUCACUGC